Molecule: messenger RNA, 795 nt
Organism: Lactuca virosa
Lineage: Eukaryota; Viridiplantae; Streptophyta; Magnoliopsida; Asterales; Asteraceae
Source: the annotation of a GenBank genome assembly
AUGAAUUCCCGAUAUUGUAUUCUAAAGCUACUCAUUUUAAUCAUAAUCCAAGAAUGUUCGAGCAACUCAGCCGGAUUCUAUGGCACUUGCAACACUUCAUUCAGUUGCGGGACUAUCUCAGGCUUCCAAUACCCUUUCCGGCGCCACCAAGAUCCUACAUACUGUGGGUACCCCGGUUUUGAGCUAAAAUGUGACGAUAAUCUGCCUACUAUCAACAUCAUGAACAUUACAUAUAAGGGUCUGGGAAUCGAUCCAACGGCCCAGAUUUUGAAGAUUGUUCGAGAGGAUAUGAUCAACUCAAUGUGUCCACAACAGCUAGUAAACACCACCAUUGAUCCCAAGCUUUUCGAUUACACUAAAAGCUACAUGAACAUUAGCAUCCUUUUUGGAUGCCCACUUUCUUUUAACUUCAUGGGGAUCGGCUCUAUUUUCUGUGCUAACGAUGAACUUAGUCAAGUGUUUCUAGUUCCCGGGAUACAAGGUCCGGGGAAUUGCGAAACUAGUGUUGUAAUCCCAUUUCCAGUUGAGUUCUUGAAAUCAACUGUAUUGGGUCGGGUUUUUCAAAAAGGGUUUGAUGUGAUUUGGAAGGUGGAAGGUAGUGGUUGCAGAGACUGUAUCCAGUCGGGUGGCCAAUGCAUUUACGAUGAUAAUACCGUUCUAACCAUGUGUGCUUGCCCUGAAUCACCAUUUUUGGCUGAUAGUUGCUCAACAGUUAACAAAACCAAUGUCAAGGCAUCACCAUUUGUAUCAACAUCAACAUCAUCUGUACCUUGUUUUUUUGGCAUCUUAUGGUAA